Condylostylus longicornis is the source of this 1013-nucleotide messenger RNA. RefSeq names its product putative glutathione-specific gamma-glutamylcyclotransferase 2. The transcript has 2 exons. Bases 85 to 1008 code for a protein of 307 amino acids. Gene Ontology annotation, molecular function: gamma-glutamylcyclotransferase activity; glutathione specific gamma-glutamylcyclotransferase activity. Gene Ontology annotation, cellular component: cytoplasm. NCBI's taxonomy places the organism in Eukaryota, Metazoa, Arthropoda, Insecta, Diptera, Dolichopodidae. Gene Ontology annotation, biological process: glutathione catabolic process. The record is from RefSeq and is a predicted model, not a curated record.
UAUUAUUUUUCUUUUGCAAACGUAGUUUGUUUUGCUUGAAAAUUGGAUUUGAUUUCUAGAUCCAAAAAUCAAAAUAGAACUGUGAUGUCUUUAGUCAAUAAUUCCAGUAGCAUUAGUGAUUAUAUAAAAAUUAUUCUAGAAAAAUAUGUACAAAAUCAAAAUGACAUCAGUUUAUCAGAAUAUUAUGAAAAGCUGAUCAAAGUAAUAUUUGAUACUUGUUUUCAAUGCUUUUCAAAAAAACACUUAUUGAAAUCAAUAGAAAAUUCCUCUCCACAACAUUUUGAAAUUGCUAAGUCUUCUGAAAUUUCUUCAAAUUUAGACGAUAUUUGGAUUUUUGGGUAUGGUUCCUUAAUAUGGAAGGUAGAUUUCCCAUUUGAAAUUUGUCACCGAGGUUAUAUAUGCAAUUACGAAAGACGUUUUUAUCAAAAUAGCUUAGAUCACAGAGGCACUCCGGAACAACCCGGUCGAGUUGUAACAUGUAUCCCAUCAGUAAGAGAGGCUAGGGUUUAUGGUAUGGCGUACAAAAUUCCAUCCAACUUAAAAGAUGAAGUGCUAAGUCAUUUAGAUUAUAGAGAGAAAAAUGGAUAUGAACGAUGCUCUAUAAACUUUUUUCAUUAUCCUGAUGAAAAUCAACCAAAUUUUAAAGUUAUAAUGUAUAUUGCUACCGCAGAUAAUGAAUCUUAUGCUGGACAUAUUUCGGAUAUUAAAAACAUAGCGGAGCAAAUUUAUUGGGCUUGGGGACCUUCAGGUAGUAAUAGAGAAUAUGUAUAUAAUUUAUCAGCAGCUAUGAAAAUGUUGUUUCCCGACGUUAUCGAUGCACAUUUAUUUGAAUUAGAAAAUGAAUUGAGACAAAAAGAAACAUUAGAUGAAGAAAUUUCAAACCAAAUUGAAUCUCAUCUAAAAGUGGAAUUGCCUAAAUUGUUCGAAAACAAUAUCACUUGCAACAAUUUAUCACGGGACAUUGAUAAUUUAUUACGAAAAUUAAAAAGAAACCACUAUCAACCGUAAUUUUA